AUGGCUUCUGUCCACAGGCUCUUCUUUCGCCUCUCCUCCCGCGGCAUCAUUAUCAACGAGCGCAUCUUUGUAAAAGGGCCAACCGUUGUAGUGCUGAUGCCCAUGGUGCACGUGGCAGCCAGGAGCUUCUUCGAUGCCACGCUGAGAAGCGCUCGCUUUCAUCAGUUUGAUGCGGUCUAUCACGAGGGCCCGCCGCCGGGGUGCACGGAGGAUCCUGCGUACCCGACGUGGCGCUUCACACCCUCCCUUCGCCACGCCUCUCUUUCUGGGGCGUUCCUGGAGCUGUCCGAGGUGCUGGAUGAUCUGGUUUCGGGUGCCACUGGCCGCAAGUAA
Molecule: messenger RNA, 333 nt
Organism: Symbiodinium natans
Lineage: Eukaryota; Dinophyceae; Suessiales; Symbiodiniaceae
Source: the annotation of a GenBank genome assembly